Molecule: messenger RNA, 2967 nt
Organism: Penicillium mononematosum
Lineage: Eukaryota; Fungi; Ascomycota; Eurotiomycetes; Eurotiales; Aspergillaceae
Product: translation initiation factor 2
Exons: 5
Coding region: 1-2967 (988 amino acids)
Biological process (GO): translational initiation
Molecular function (GO): GTP binding; GTPase activity; translation initiation factor activity
Source: RefSeq, a predicted model, not a curated record
AUGAUGCAUCGUCGGCCAAUCUGCAGGCUAUCGCGUCGAGCUGAGUGGUCGAAUUUAGCCUACCGAGCACCGACUUUAACAGCUCUCACAGCCCGACGGACUAUACGGUUGUCCGCGACACGUUGGAACUCGUCGGGUCCAUCAAAUGAGAAUGAGGAUGGCACUGCUUCAAACCCGGCGCCGACGAAGCCCAAGUUCGGUAGCCGAUGGGGCUCUAAACAAGCUACACCAUCGGCGGGCUUGAGUUUCGCAGAACAGGCGAUGCGCCAAACCCUUGUCGCCAAUAACCAACCCCCGCCGCCAGCACCUGCACCAACGCAACGUAGGCAGGAACAGUCAAAUCAACAAUGGAACUCAGGGCAAUCAAACCAGCAGAGGAAACCGUACGCCCGGCGCGUGGGUCCUAGGGAUAAUCAAGAUGCCCACACGAUGGGAUCGAGAGAAACGCCACGGAAUCAGAGGAGGAGCCCGUUCGGCCAAGAGAAGAAUCCAUUUAAAGAAGAGAAUACAGGGAGCUACACGAGAGGAACGAAACCGGCGUUUGAAGAAGAAAAUCCAUUCGCUCCUGAAAAGACACAAAACAGAUUCCGGGGCCAAUUCCAGAACAGGGCGACUAGGGACCAUCCAAUGGCCCACAAUGACUGGAAAUGCCCUGAGUGCAUGAAACAUGUUUUUGCCUCAAAGCAAGUGUGUCCAUUCUGCAAAACCUCUCGACCUAGCGACGCCCAGCCAAAGUUCCGAAUAACCAGAGAGUAUAGCGAUUCUCCUGGGCUUUCACAAUUCAAACAGUCCCGAUCCCCUUCUGGGUAUACUAGCAAGUUCCAGCAAUUAGGGGAGUCAGUUUUGUCUGACUUGGAACAAGACGUUCAGCCGAAUACAACAGAAACCACAGAGCGCGAUUCAGAGAAAUCCGACCGACCCCGAACAAAGGAGGAAGCAGAAGAUUUCAAGAAGAACCAAUGGUCUUGGGAUAUGUCUGCACUGGAGCAGCUAGAAAAUCUAGAGGAACAAGAACAGCCGCCGCCGCCGCCGAAGCCUAUGAAGCGCCGUGAGGGACGCAAGGGACGUGAGAGCGAGUCUGAUGGGGCGGAUUUUGACUCGGAAGAUCGUGAGCGCCUCCGCAUAGAGCGGAGACGUCAGCAGAAAGAAAAGAACGCCCAAAGGGCUGCAAAGAAGGCCGCCGCGCUGGCAGCACCAGCUCCUCUUUACCUGCCCGAAUUCAUCAGUGUUAGCAACUUGGCCGAUGUCAUUGGCGUGCGGCCGGCGCAGUUUGUGCAGCGAAUGGAGGACAUGGGCUUCGAGGAAAUCACGUAUAGGGAUAUCCUCGAUGCAGAAACUGCCGGAUUGGUGGCAGCCGAGUUCAACUACGAGGCCAUCUUUGACAGCGGCAAAGCAGAUCUACACGCUGCUCCUGAGCUAGAGGACACAUCUGGCCUGCCAUCUCGGCCGCCUGUGGUCACUAUUAUGGGUCAUGUUGAUCACGGCAAAACCACGAUCCUGGAUUGGCUGCGCAAGUCAUCUGUGGCAGCGUCUGAACAUGGUGGUAUCACCCAGCAUAUUGGUGCAUUCUCCGUGAUGAUGCCUUCAGGAAAAGCCAUUACCUUCCUUGAUACUCCGGGCCAUUCUGCAUUUUUGGAGAUGCGUCGCCGCGGUGCCGAUGUGACCGAUAUUGUGGUGCUUGUGGUUGCUGCUGACGACAGUGUCAAGCCGCAAACUAUCGAGGCCAUCAAGCACGCCACUCAAGCUAAGGUUCCUGUCAUUGUCGCCAUCAGCAAAAUCGAUAAAGAGGGCAACAACCCUGAUCGAGUCAAGGGUGACCUUUCUGUUCAUGGUAUCCACGUGGAGGACUACGGAGGUGACGUCCAGGCUAUCGGCGUCAGCGGCAAAACUGGACAAGGAAUGGUUGAACUGGAAGAAGCCAUCGUCGCGCUCUCAGAGAUGCUCGACCACCGCGCAUCCACCACCUGUAACGUCGAGGGCUGGGUCAUCGAGGCCUCUACAAAAAGUUAUGGCCGCGUAGCAUCCGCCCUGAUUCGACGUGGAACCCUGCGGUCAGGCGAUAUCAUUGUUGCCGGUACCGCGUGGGCUCGUGUCCGCACCCUCCGCAAUGAAGCCGGCGUGGCCAUCAGUGAAGCCACGCCUGGAAUGCCCGUUGAAAUCGAUGGUUGGAGAGAGCAACCAGGUGCUGGCACCGAGCUCCUGCAGGCGCCGACCGAGCAGAAAGCUAAGGACGUUGUCGAUUACCGCUUGGAGAAGUCUGAUACCCAGAAGAUGGGUAUCGAUAUGGUUGCUAUCAAUGAGGCUCGUCGUGAACUCCUCGAGAAGCGCAGGCGCGAGAACGAAGACGAAGAAACAACAAAGGAAGUCGAACCAACUGGCCCCAAGUCGGUCAAUUUCAUCCUGAAGGGUGAUGUGGACGGUUCAGUGGAGGCGGUCUUGAACUCCGUUGCAGCAGUCGGUAACAACGAAGUCUUCGCCAAUAUCAUCCGUUCAGGUGUUGGUCCUGUCAGUGAAUUCGAUAUCGAACAUGCUGGCAGUGCCAAGGGCAAGAUCAUCUCAUUCAACCAGGCCAUUGAUCCUAAUAUCAUGCGUAUCGCAGAGGCGGAGGGCGUCGAUAUUCUGGACCACAACAUCAUCUACAAACUGAUCGAUGACAUCAAGGCUAUCCUCAGUGAGAAGCUGCCUCCAACUAUCACUACGCGCGUGACCGGAGAAGCCGAGAUCCAGCAGGUCUUCGAGAUCACUGUCAAGGGACGUGAAAAGACAGCCAUUGCUGGAAGUCGUGGUACUUCGCGGGAGGAGAUAGUCUACGAUGGCGCAAUGGUCUCCCUCAAGAACGUCAAGAAAGACGUCAUCGAAAUGCGCAAAGACACAGAAUGUGGUAUCGCUUUCGAAAACUGGACAGGUUUCGCACCUGGUGACCAUGUCCAGUGCUACGAAGAGAUCUCUGAGAAGCGCUAUCUGUGA